CGGAAAAGGUCAAGGAGAAGAAGUGGGAAGGCAGGCAGAAGGGCGAGGACGAGCAGCUUCUUUUUAUAUACAUCCAUGGGAACAACCGUACCUACAGCCGUGAUAGAGUACAGUCUGACAACUAGGCUGCGUGUUUGAAGAUUAAUUCAAGUGCUGUUUUUUGUUUCCAUGUUUUCAGAGUAGCGUGUUUGUAUUAGAAAAUCUCGACUCCACCGUUAGUAGCUUGCUAGCUAGCGUUGUCAAAUAACUAGCUAAAACAGCUGGCACGUUUUUCGCCAUUUUGCGCAUUCAACAGCUCAAGACUUUCACAAACAACAAGGUGGUGCAGUUUGUAUCAUGGCAGAGGCAGACCGACCAGGGAAGCUCUUUAUCGGGGGACUGAACACCGAGACCACCGAGAAGGCCCUUGAGCAAUACUUCAGCAAAUAUGGCAGGAUUGUUGAAGUUAUUUUGAUGAAAGACCGUGAGACAAACAAAUCCAGAGGCUUUGCUUUUGUUACCUUUGAGAGUCCGGCUGAUGCAAAGGAUGCAGCCCGCGAGAUGAAUGGAAAGUCUCUUGAUGGCAAGCCUAUCAAAGUGGAGCAAGCGACAAAGCCUCAAUUUGAGAGUGCUGGCAGGCGAGGGCCCCCCAUGCACUCCCGCAGUCGUGGUCCACCCAGAGGGCCCCGUGGUUCCAGGGGUGGUGCUGGUGGUAUGAGAAGCCCACAAUCCAGAGACUACUAUGAUAAUUCAGGGAAUGUAGAACCCUUCUUUAAAGGGAUGUCAUCCCGAGGUCCCCCGCCAAUGAAAAGAGGACCCCCAGUUCGUAACGGAGGUCCCCCACCCAAGAGGUCGGCCCCAUCUGGUCCCAUGAGCCGAACCCCAUUGUCAAGAGACCGAGAUCCCUAUGGUCCACCCCCUCCUCGUAGAGACUCCAUGAUGUCCAGGAGGGAUGAUUAUCCAUCACCAAGAGAUGACCAUUACAACUCUAAAGACAGCUACUCCAGUCGGGAUUAUAAUUCGAGAGACUCAAGGGACUACGGACCUCCUCAAAGAGAUUAUUCAUACAGAGAAUAUUCCAACUCCAGUUCCCGAGAUGACUAUGGCUCGAUGUCAAGAGGAUACAGUGAUCGGGAUGGUUAUGGUGGAGCCCGGGAACCCAGAAAUUACAUGGACCGUUCAAGUGGUGGCUCCUACAGAGAUUCAUAUGAUGGUUACGGUAACUCUCGCAGCACCCCAACAUCACGGGGCCCCCCACCAUCCUAUGGUGGGAGCAGUGGAAGCAGUCGUUACGAUGACUAUGGCAGCAGUUCCCGAGAUGGCUAUGGCAGUCGUGACAGUUACCCCAGCAGUCGGAGUGACCCAUAUCCACCUAGUCGUGGCGAGCGAAUGGGCAGGCAGGAGAGGGGCCCAGCUCCCCCUGUUGAGAGAGGCUACCCUCCUCGUGAUUCAUACAGCAGCUCAAGCCGUGGGGGGCCACGCGGUGGCCGCGGUGGCAAUCGACCCGAUAGAGGGAUGGCUCGCAGCAGAUACUGAACUGGACUUGGAAAUCACAUUUAAAGCAAACGUUAGUCACCGUGCACUGUUGCAAGUGUUUUGGAAGAAAUCUAACAAGACAAACUAGCCAUGUCUAAAUAUGUGGAAAGUGAGGCUUAGCUUUGACCUGUAUCUUGAAUUUUCCAGUUUUUUAUGUGUAAAAGUUUUUUUGUUUUUGUUUUUUUUAGAGUUUAUCUUGUUCAUGUAACAGUACAGUUACCACGUUAGUGUUAGUUUUUGUACAUCAGUGCUGUUGGAAACUAAAAUGCCCUAUCCGUCUGGCUUUCCUACUCUAAUAAAGCUUUUAGUUGUACCUUGA
This is a messenger RNA of Eleginops maclovinus (Patagonian blennie), 1834 nucleotides long. It is a transcript of the gene rbmx, whose product is annotated as RNA binding motif protein X-linked. Gene Ontology annotation, cellular component: spliceosomal complex. Gene Ontology annotation, biological process: positive regulation of mRNA splicing, via spliceosome. Lineage: Eukaryota; Metazoa; Chordata; Actinopteri; Perciformes; Eleginopidae. Gene Ontology annotation, molecular function: RNA binding. Bases 337 to 1515 code for a protein of 392 amino acids. The record is from RefSeq and is a predicted model, not a curated record. The transcript is spliced from 9 exons.